GGCCACCAUUUGUAAUACAUUCUUUCGCCAUUUGCAAUUGUUGUCAACUGAGUAAGAAGUAUGGACCUGGAGCUUAUCUACCGAAAUGUUGAGGGGGAAGAGUUGAUACAAACCUCUCAGAGUGAUGCGAACGACAGGCAACUCCAGGCGGCAGAGUUAAUGGUUAGCUUGUCUUCGAGCCUUCCCGGUGGUGGACAAUGCGUUUCCAUGGAAACACAGUCCGUUGCCAUGGAAUCCCAUACCGCGUUAUCGAGUGCCUCACAUCCAGACAGAACAUAUCCAGUCAUUGUUUCCUCGUACAGUGUGGGACCUGCUGGAGUGUUGGAAACCACGGUUGCUACGGAAACCAUUUCCAAUUGUAUUGAUGAAAGAGGGGAUCACAUAGCUGGUUACAGCGUUGCGGAAAAUUGCACCCGACACAGAGGAAAGUUUGCGGAAAACCACCUGGACCAUUUGUCAAAUAAUUCGGUCAUUAUUAUGCCGUCAGGAGUGGGUGGGGAAAUUUUCACAGUGAAGAACACCGAAGAUGAUGUAGAGCUUGGAGAGAUUGAGUAUAUUCAGGACGGGGACAUUAUCACCAUAUCAGAGGGUAAUACCAGCUCUUCCUUCACUGACAUUGUAUCAAAAUCACAAUAUGAAAACAUCUGCAACCAUACAACCACGCAUUGUUACCAAAUGACCAGUGAUGGUAACCAUGGUAAUUACAUCACAUCUGAAGGUAACCAAAUAACUAUUGAUUGUAACCAAGCAACAACUGAGAGUAACCAUGCAACAUAUGCUGGUUACCAAAUUAUCUCAGAUGGUAACCCAGCAACAGCUGAGAGUCACCUUACAACCAAUGUUGGUUACCAAGUAAACAUUGAUGGUAACCAAGCAACAAGUGAUUGUAACCAAGCAAACACGAACAGUAACUUGGCAGCCCUUGAAACUAGCAUGGUGACCACUAACUGGACACAUGGUGUGAUCAUUGACAAUGCUGGUCCAGAAAAUGUGUGUGAUGAAGGAAGUGGAUAUCUUGACGGUGAAACCCUGCAUGUGAGUCUGAAAGGUGGUACUGGUCAGUCCCUGACGCUGAUCAACAAGCGCAGGCUGGAGCAGAUGACCCAGGGAUCGGAAGUCUUGGUCGUGGAACCCAAGAAGCGCAGCCACCAGUGUUAAAUCUGUCAAGCCGAGUUCACGCAGAUCACAGAGCUGUAUCCGACACCGUGUUACCCACAAUGAGGCCGCAAGCUCCCAUGUUCAAAUGUAACACGUGCAAUUUGACCUUCAGAGAGCCGCUUGACCUUGAGA
Molecule: messenger RNA, 1290 nt
Organism: Dreissena polymorpha
Lineage: Eukaryota; Metazoa; Mollusca; Bivalvia; Myida; Dreissenidae
Exons: 7
Coding region: 61-1158 (365 amino acids)
Source: RefSeq, a predicted model, not a curated record